AUGACCCAACAACGAAGUGACACAGGAAGAGCAAGGAAGAGAGCCCGUCAAAGUAGAGGGAAAGGGAGAGAAGCAACACUUGAUCCUGUCGAGAAUCCAAACAAGCAAGUCAACAAGGCGAUAUCAGAGAGAACCAAACGAUCUUGGGAGACUCGACGAGCCAAAUCUGCAAGAGAGGGCAUCGAGGAGAUGGUAAAUGCUCAUGGAGACGGACGUGACCAGGCGGAUCAGAACGAGGCUGGGACUUCCUACCACUCUCAAUCUACGAUCCCGCUUCCCACAUCUGAAUUCCUCUUAUCGAUCCACCACCAUUCAUCUGAGUUCUACACCUCCAACGAGCUAUUAUUCCAUCCAUCCAAGAAAGGUCGGACAGUUCCAUGGGGAAGUAAAAAGAGGCUAUUGAUCUUACAAGAUGCCGAUCCUGGCUUGAAAAAUGAUUCGAGGUCUAGUGGUAGUACCAGUACAAGGUCCAAGUCGAGAUCUAGAUCUACCUGGAGAACUGAAGAAGACGAAGAGCAAAUCGAAGAACCGAAGGAAGAUGAAUUGGAUGAUGAUAAUGAUGAGAAUGUGAAUGUGAAGAAAGAAUUGGUGGAUGAGUAUGGUGAAAUAAUCGUGCAAGGUGAUAGACAAACGAACAGAAGUGAAAGUGCGAAUGGGAAUUGGAGGAAAGAAAGGUCAAAAGGGAGAUACAAGAAAAGGGAUAUGUACAUGGCUAUAGAAGGUGAAGGUCUGAUGGCUUUAGGUAUAUUACUUCAGCAUCAUAUCAUACAAGCGAUCCAUACAGCUGGGUAUCGAAAACGAGACUCAAAGUCUGUGUCAGAAGAAACAGGCUCAUCGCGAUCUGGCACUGCACCAUUACACACGUCUAAAGGGAAAGGUCGAAAGUCGAAGAAGCGAAAGGACGCACCAUCUGUGGGAGAAGAGGAAGAGGAAAGAGAGAUGGAGUCUGAAGAAGGACAAGAAUCGGGUCCUGAUUCCCCUUGA
Kwoniella mangroviensis CBS 8507 is the source of this 984-nucleotide messenger RNA. RefSeq lists its product as uncharacterized. The coding region runs from base 1 to 984 and encodes 327 amino acids. The transcript has 3 exons. The record is from RefSeq and is a predicted model, not a curated record. Lineage: Eukaryota; Fungi; Basidiomycota; Tremellomycetes; Tremellales; Cryptococcaceae.